Molecule: messenger RNA, 4314 nt
Organism: Orbicella faveolata
Lineage: Eukaryota; Metazoa; Cnidaria; Anthozoa; Scleractinia; Merulinidae
Source: RefSeq, a predicted model, not a curated record
CACAAUGCUUGUAAUGACUUAGCCUUCAUUUGCGUAUUUUUGUGACUGUGGGCGUUCGUAGGUUUUCCCAGCUUUUGCGGUGCAUUCUCUACACGACCAUAGUCUUUUCCGCUUUCAUUUCUCUUGCAUACGAACGAGAAUCAAUUGAGUUAUGGCUGACGACAUUAGCAGCGACGAACGAGAAGAAAUCGUUGAAUUAGCGAUCGACGACGAUGACUCGCCAUUGAAAACCAAAAUGAUCGAGAACGAAAGGGUCAGUUCUACAGUGAGAAGCACUUCUGUUCGCACCGGCAGCGAAAAGAGUGGCAAGGACGCACAAGAAAACGGCGAAGUAGAAGAUUCAGAGGAGGAAGAAGACGGAGAAGACGAAGACGACGAGUCGGAAGAUGAGAGCGACGAGGAGUCAUCUUCAGGAGAAUCAUACAGCGAAGAUUCUGAGGAAUUCGAGAGGGUCAAGCUAGAAGGGAAGAUUGCAGCUGAUGAACGUCCACGUCAAGGCUAUGCUUCAUCAAGUAAAUCCUUGUUUGAGAAAAAAGCUCAAGAAGCUAGUGAGACAGGUACAGCUCGACUCAAACCAAUAGAACAGGAGAAAGAACUGUUUUCAGGCACUAGUUCUCGCCGCCAUACCUUUGAGAAAGCUGCUGCAGAAGAGGUGAGAAAGACAGCUCCAAAGAUAAAGGUAGAGGAAGAGGAGAUUGAUUUAUCUGGCCGAGCAAAAUCUCACAAACAGCUCUUUGAAGAACAGGCCAAGUUAAGUGCCCAGGUGUCUCCUUCACUUCCGAGAAAAAUUUUCGGUGAGCAGGAUGGUGAAAUUGAUAUCUCUGGUAAGGCAAAGUCCAAGAAAGAAAUGUUUGAAAAAAUAGCAUCUGAGCACAAAGGAACAUCGCCAGCUGCUGAAAGGAAAUUUCUGGGUGAUGUAGAUUUGUCAGGUCGAGCAAAAGCCCAUCGGAAUAUUUUCCAGCAAAAGAUAGAAGAAGAAUCACAGGUGAGGACAUCACGCAAGAUGCAUUUAGAGGAAGAUGUGUUUUCUGGCAAAGCAUCAUCCCGCCGUCAAAUGUUUGAGAAAUUUGGAUCAGGAGAAAAUGGAAGUCAAAAAGGCUCAAGGACACCUGCGGAUGAGGAGCAGAUUGACCUGACUGGAAGAGCCAAGUCUCACAGGCAAAGGUUCGAACAGUUUGCUGAAGAAGCCUCAAAGGUCAAAACAGCUCAGUCCAGGAGUGAUGAGCUUGACCUAUCUGGAAAAGCAUUGUCCCACAAAGAGUAUUUUGAUGAGAAGGUGGCUGAGGCAGGUAAAACCAAGACAGCAGAGAAGAAAUUAAGAGAUGAGGAGGAAGAAGCCAUCAUGGGUAGGGCUCGUUCACAUAAGCUGUCUUUUGAAGAAAAGGCUGCAAAAGAUUUGGAAGUCCAAACUUGUGAUAAGUCAAGGCUUGAGGAAAUCCCUGAUAGAGCUUUAAAGAAAAAGAGCAAGAAAGAGAAGCAUGGGGACGAGCAUGAAAAGAAGAAAAAGAGAAGAAGGUCGUCAUCCAAGUCAAAAGAACACAAAGAGAGUGCGAGCCAUGAAGAAGUAAAUCCAGAGGAAAAAAGUGGGACUGACUUUCAAGAGGAAGAAAAAGCCAAGGUUGAAGAGAGAGCAGAUGAGAAAGAAGAAGUUGCUGAAGAGACUUUCAUUAAGGAGGAUGAAGAGUUUGGAAAUGAGUAUGUAGAUGAUCACAAAGUGAAUGGCAAAAUACAUGGCUCAGACGAGGAAGAGCACGAAGAAGUUGAGGUUGUAAAUGAACUCAAUAAUGAAAGUGAAAUCAAAGUUGCAGCUUCAGUGACAUAUGAGUCUAGUGCACUGGGAAUUGUUGAUGAAAAUUCUGCAGAAGACACCGUUCCUAGCAAGGAAGACAAUGUUCCAAGCAAGGUUGAAGAAGCACCCGAGCCAGCUGCUUCUGAUGCAGUGGAUAGUAAAAGCAUUCCAAUGGAUUAUCGUGCCAGGAGGGCUUUGAGACAGAAACAAAAGGACACGGAGAGAGGUGAGACUGUUAAUACAACNAAAAGUGGGACUGACUUUCAAGAGGAAGAAAAAGCCAAGGUUGAAGAGAGAGCAGAUGAGAAAGAAGAAGAAGUUGCUGAAGAGACUUUCAUUAAGGAGGAUGAAGAGGUUGGAAAUGAGUAUGAAGAUGAUCACGAAGUGAAUGGCAAAAUACAUGGCUCAGAUGAGGAAGAGCACGAAGAAGUUGAGGUUGUAAAUGAACUCAGCGAUGAAAAUGAAAUCAAAGUUGCAGCUUCAGUGACAUACGAGUCUAGUGCACCCGGAAUUGUUGAUGAAAACUCUGCAGAAGACAUCGUUCCUAGCAAGGAAGACAAUGUUCCAAGCAAGGUUGAAGAAGCACCCGAGCCAGCUGCUUCUGAUGUGGUGGAUAGUAAAAGCAUUCCAAUGGAUUAUCGUGCCAGGAGGGCUUUGAGACAGAAACAAAAGGACACAGAGAGAGUUCAAGAGGAAGAAAAAGCCAAGGUUGAAGAGAGAGCAGAUGAGAAAGAAGAAGUUGCUGAAGAGACUUUCAUUAAGGAGGAUGAAGAGUUUGGAAAUGAGUAUGUAGAUGAUCACAAAGUGAAUGGCAAAAUACAUGGCUCAGACGAGGAAGAGCACGAAGAAGUUGAGGUUGUAAAUGAACUCAAUAAUGAAAGUGAAAUCAAAGUUGCAGCUUCAGUGACAUAUGAGUCUAGUGCACUGGGAAUUGUUGAUGAAAAUUCUGCAGAAGACACCGUUCCUAGCAAGGAAGACAAUGUUCCAAGCAAGGUUGAAGAAGCACCCGAGCCAGCUGCUUCUGAUGCAGUGGAUAGUAAAAGCAUUCCAAUGGAUUAUCGUGCCAGGAGGGCUUUGAGACAGAAACAAAAGGACACGGAGAGAGGGUCCACAAGUGAUUCCUCCAGAACAAAAUCUACUGAACUACAGCAUGAAAAAUCGGAAGAUGCACAUGACAGCAAGUCAAGCAAAGUUGAGGACAACACAGUGGUAGAUGAAGAAAAGCCAAAGGCAGAGGAAGAAAAGAAUGAUCUAGCAGCAAGAAGAGCAGAGAGGCGUGAGAGAAGGAGACAGAGUGCUACUGCUUCAGAGGGUAAUACUGAUGAAUCAGCUGACGCAUUGGCUGCAAGAAGAACAUCUUUAGCAGCUCGGAGAGCUGAACGAAGGCAAAGAAGGGAAGAAGCCACUGAGGAGAAAACAGCAAAUGAUGAAGAAGGGAAAUCUUCUAGUGACAAAGUGGAAGAAGUGCAGUCUUCAAUCAACGAGAGGAGAGCAGCCCGCAGAGCUGCAGCAAGAGCUGCUGAGGAAAAGACUGUAGCUAAAGAAGAGUCAGCACCUGUCAAGGAAGAAGAGAAGGAAGACAACUUAGCACAAAAGAGGCAGGAGCGAAGAGAGCGAGCCACAAGGCGUAGAAGCAGCAGUAAAGAUGACUCCGAAUCAGGAAAGAGUUCUUUGGUAAAACAAGAAUCCUCUGAAGAGGACCAGUCUUCUCAAACAAGUAAGGCAACUUCUGAGGAGACGUCAACAUACACUUCCACUGUGAAGGCGAGAUUUGAGAGGAAAGCUGGUGAGGAGCAAACCAACAGUUCAUCACAAGGAAGAAGUUCAAAGUCUUCAAAUGAUGAGGGUGAGAGAUAUUCAAUACAUAAGAGACUGUCAGAGGAGAGGCAAGGAGACCANAGGACACAUUAUAAACAGAAAACCUUACCAAAACCUUACGUGAUGCUUUUUUUUUUAAUUUUUGGACAGAGAACUAAUCGCUUUACAGUGCAGCAGGAGAAGUGCGAAACAUGCCAAAAGACUGUUUACCCAAUGGAGAGGCUAGCAGCAGACAAGAAAGUCUUCCACAAAAGUUGCUUUAAAUGCUCUGAGUGCAAAGCUACCCUGAGACUUGGAAACUACGCUGCUCUUCAAGGCGAACUUUAUUGUAAACCACACUUCAAACAGCUGUUUAAAGCCAAAGGCAAUUAUGAUGAAGGAUUUGGACGGGCUCAGCACAAGUCGCAGUGGAACAAAAACAGUUGAAACAAGAAUUCUUUACGGCAGCCCAGAUAAUAGUGGCAGUAAAUGAGUUAUUAAUAGAAAAAGAAUGUAGCAUAUGGCUUAAGUCACUGUAAAAUCCUUUCAUGUAAGGGACGGACCAUAAUUUUUUUAAGUCAAACACCAGAGCUGGAUAGUAGAAAGCUCUUAACUGAAUUUUUUCCCCUGGCUCUCCUUGUACGAUUAUAUUUUCAGCAGGAUUUGCUGUGCAGGAAUUUUUUUUUUUGGAAAUUGCCCAUUCUCCCACCCCGCCCUAAAAAAAAAAA